Messenger RNA from Trachemys scripta elegans, 2863 nucleotides. It is a transcript of the gene BRD9, whose product is annotated as bromodomain containing 9. The transcript has 17 exons. Gene Ontology annotation, biological process: regulation of transcription by RNA polymerase II. NCBI's taxonomy places the organism in Eukaryota, Metazoa, Chordata, Testudines, Emydidae. The record is from RefSeq and is a predicted model, not a curated record. The coding region runs from base 68 to 2056 and encodes 662 amino acids. Gene Ontology annotation, cellular component: nucleus.
CAUCUCCGGACUCGCUUCCGGUGGGACCUGAGUGGCGGCGGCUGUUUCCGGCCGCGGCGGGGCCACCAUGGGCAAGAAGCACAAAAAGCACAAGACGGAGAAGGCGGAAUGGCGCUCGGCCGCCGCGCCCCCCACCUACAGCGAUUAUGUGGAUAAGCCCCUGGAAAAGCCCUUGAAGCUAGUGCUUAAAGUUGGAGGAAGUGAGGUCACUGAACUCUCAGGAUCAGGGCACGAUUCAAGUUAUUACGAUGACAGGUCAGACCAUGAGCGAGAGCGACACAAAGAAAAGAAGAAGAAAAAGAAAAAGAAGUCUGAGAAAGAAAAAGAAAAACAUCUUGAUGAUGAAGAGAGAAGGAAGAGAAAGGAAGAAAAGAAGAGAAAGAGGGAGAAAGAGCAGUGUGACACUGAGGGAGAAACGGAUGACUUUGAUCCUGGGAAAAAAGUGGAAGUUGAGCCACCUCCAGAUCGCCCAGUCAGAGCUUGUAGAACUCAGCCAGCUGAAAAUGAGAGCACACCCAUCCAACAAUUAUUAGAGCAUUUCCUUCGUCAGCUGCAAAGGAAAGAUCCUCAUGGGUUUUUUGCUUUUCCAGUCACGGAUGCCAUUGCUCCUGGAUAUUCCAUGAUAAUAAAACAUCCCAUGGAUUUUGGCACUAUGAAGGACAAAAUAGCAGCAAAUGAGUACAAAUCAGUCACCGAAUUCAAGGCAGAUUUUAAACUGAUGUGUGAUAAUGCAAUGACGUACAACAGACCAGAUACUGUUUACUACAAGCUAGCCAAGAAGAUACUCCACACAGGCUUUAAGAUGAUGAGCAAAGAACGGCUGUUAGCUUUGAAGCGCAGCAUGUCGUUUAUGCAGGACAUGGAUUUUUCUCAGCAGGCAGCUCUUUUGGGUGAUGAAGACACAGCUGUUGAGGAACCUGUUCCUGAAGUCGUUCCUGUACAAGUAGAGACUGCCAAGAAAUCCAAAAAGCCAAGUAAAGAAGUUAUUAGGGUCUUUUUAUCAAAGGAAACAGGGGCCGAGGGUGGCGCGGGGGGAGGUGUCAGUAAAUGCGGCCCUUGGGCCAAUUUACUAGUCCUCAUGUGGCCCUCGUGGUCAUUUGAGUUUGAGACCCCUGGUAUAAGGGCCACUCUUUUAUCCAUAUACUUCUAUUUACAGAUGGGUUAUCUGAAAAAGAAUGGAGAUGGAUCUUUAUUAUUCAGUGUGGUUAAUUCAUCAGAUCCAGAAGCAGAAGAGGAAGAAACUCACCCAGUGGAUCUGAGUUCUUUGUCAAGCAAAUUAUUACCUGGCUUCACUACACUGGGCUUUAAAGACGAACGAAGAAACAAAGUCACAUUUCUUACAAGUGCUAGUACAGCACUUUCAAUGCAAAACAACUCUAUCUUUCAUGAUCUGAAAUCAGAUGAAAUGGAACUGCUAUAUUCAGCAUAUGGUGAUGAAACUGGGAUACAAUGUGCCUUAAGCUUACAGGAAUUUGUGAAAGAUUCUGGAAGUUACAGUAAGAAAAUAGUGGAUGAUCUUCUGGAUCAGAUUACUGGUGGUGAUCAUUCCAAAACCAUUUAUCAGCUAAAGCAGAGGAGAAACAUUCCAAUGAAACCACCAGAUGAAGUUAAAGUUCUGCCAGUUCUCAUAAAGGAAGAACAUAGAUUGCGCAAUACCUGCCCAGACUCCUCCAAACAGAUUAUGGUUGGAGAAUCAAUUGGAGACAGUAACACUUCUGUUUUGGAUUUUUUGUCUGUGAAACCAUAUUCAGAUGUGUCUCUUGAUAUUUCCAUGUUAAGUUCACUGGGGAAAGUGAAGAAGGAGCUUGAUCAUGAUGAUAAUCAUUUACAUUUGGAUGAGACAACUAAACUAUUGCAGGACCUUCAUGAGGCUCAAACUGACAGAGUGGGAUCCAGACCGUCAUCCAACCUCAGCUCCCUCUCCAACGCCUCUGAAAGAGAUCAGCAUCAUCUAGGAAGUCCUUCUCAUCUGAGUGUAGGAGAACAACAAGACAUGGUACAUGACCCCUAUGAAUUUCUUCAAUCUCCUGAACCUGCAAAUGCCACCAGUAAUUAACAUGUACAAUAUUUCAUUUUUUAUUUUUAUUUUUUGUUUUAAUUGUGUAACAUUUUUAUAAAGUUUUUGUCAAAUGGCAGAAACCUCAAUUUUGUCCUCUUUUCUGUGAGGAUAGCUGUAUAAUAAUACCAUGCACAUUUGUAAAAUUUGCCUAGCUAAUGUAUCAUGUUGUCAACACCACACUAAAUAUUGCCUUCAUUUUUUUUUAAAUAUAGUGGCCAAUAAGAAUCUCAAUAGGAGAAAACACAAAUUGUGUGUUCUAGAACGACAUUAGAUAAGUAGGAUGCAUGCAGUUCUUAAUAUAUAGAACAUCCUCAAGGAGGAAUAUUUAUUUUUCAGCAACGACACAACUUCCUGAAUUGUGAUCAUUUUCAUGUUCCCGCUCCCCUUCCAUCCUGUUCUGUAGAGAGAGGGGCUAUGUUUCUCUCUGUCUUAAAAUAUAGUUUCUUAACACUCCAAAAACACUUAAUUUGGAAACAUAAAACACUCUGUAGCUGUCAUAUCAAACAGCUCACUAUAGGAGUUCUGCCCUGCAACUAAAUGGAGAUAAAUGUAUUGUGGUCCCUUUUAUCCUUGAACAGUACAGGGACCAAAUACCUAGAUUUUUUUUUUUUGUAAAGGUAAUAUGUAUAUUUACUUGAAUGAAAGUAUACUGGACAAAAGGGUAUGCUUUUAUGUAAUUAAGUUUUUGUAAUUCAACACUGACAUAACAGUUUUUAACAUUGAUAUUAUGUGUAAUCUAGAUGAAUGUUAUGCAUUUACAAUAUUUUGUAAAUAUUAACUUAAUAAAAGUCAUACAAAAAUCAA